This is a messenger RNA of Oncorhynchus masou masou (cherry salmon), 6350 nucleotides long. Its product is annotated as sialoadhesin-like. The coding region runs from base 81 to 4859 and encodes 1592 amino acids. Lineage: Eukaryota; Metazoa; Chordata; Actinopteri; Salmoniformes; Salmonidae. The record is from RefSeq and is a predicted model, not a curated record. The transcript has 22 exons.
UAUGCCCUGCUACGCCAGUCAGUUGACUCACUGUACAAUACCUCUCCCCUUCACUCUACUGCAGGGUGGGAGAUGCAACAAUGUCCUUGAGAACAGCAGGAAGUGUGUUGGGGGUCUUUCUCUGGUCUGUAGCAGUUGUACUGGGUCAGGAUGGCUGGAGUGUUACAUACACCACUCAGAGUAUCUGUACCUUGAAGGGGUCAACUGUGGAGAUGUCCUGCUCUUACACAUAUCCCAGAGGUACAGUCACAUCAACCUUCUGGUUCACGAAAAAUGAUGGUGAGGGGAAUCCUGUGAGUCUGAGUGAUGACGCAGACUACAAAGCUCGUGUGACAUAUAAUAAAGAUAACAAGAAUGACUGCACUCUGAGAAUCACAGACCUGAGAGAGAGUGACUCAGCUACGUACAAGUUCAGAUUCAUAACAGAUCAGACUGGAGGGAGAUUUACUGGCAGUCCUGGAGUCACUCUGUCUGUCACAGAUCUGCAGGUGAAGGUGACUCCUUAUUCAGUUGUAUCAGCGUGGAAGACACUGACUUGCACCACCUGUGUUCUGACUGGUAACCCCACCUACAUCUGGUACAAGAACGGACAGAUAGUAACUGACAACACUUCUCCCUAUUCAGUCCUCCCUGAUGCUGCAGACAGCUACUCCUGUGCUGUAAAAGGCCAUGAGGGUCUCCACACUCCUGCAGUGUGUGUUCAGGAUCAGAGCUGCAACAGAGUAACUUAUAUUGACAAGAGUAUCUGUGCCUUGAAGGGGUCAUCAGUGGACAUAUCCUGUACUUAUUCCAGUUAUCAUCCGAUCAAAACAACAUUCUGGUUUAGAAGUGAUAAGUCGGCCCCUGAGGACCUAACCAGAGACCCAGAGUAUGCAGGUCGGGCCCUGGAGAGCCUUCCCUCCAUCCUGAGAAUCACUGAUCUGAGAGAGAGCGACUCAGCUGAGUAUAAAUUCAGAUUCAACACACAGAUCUCAGGAUGGGGGUACAGCUUCCCUGGAACAACUCUGUCUGUCACAGACCUGCAGGUGAAGGUGACUCCUGACACAGAGGCAGGGAAGAGAACACUGACCUGUAUCACCACCUGUACUCUGACUGACAACCCCUCCUACAUCUGGUACAGGAACGGACAGCGUCUAGAUGAGUCUACUUCCCUGCAAUACUCUGUCAAUAAUUCUUAUUCAGACAGUUACUCCUGUGCUGUAAAAAGCCAUGAGGAUCUCCAAGCUCCUGCAGUGUGUGUUGUGGGUGAGAGCUGUAUGAAUGUGACUUACACCCAUCAGAGUAUCUGUGCUUUGAAAGGGUCAACAGUGGACAUAUCCUGCUUUUACACACAUCCCAGUUGGCAUAACGUCACAGAAGUGUCCUGGUUCAACAAAUGGGAGACUGGUGUAACUAACGAUCUGAGCCAGGACCCAGAAUAUGCAGAUCGUGUGGAAUACCAUCGACAAACAGACAAGGACUCCACUCUAAAAAUCACAGACCUGAGGGAAAGAGACUCAACUGAGUACAAGUUCAGAUUUAAAACAGUUCAUGCAGAAUGGGGAUAUACCUUCUCUGGAACAACUCUGUCUGUCACAGGUCUGCAGGUGGAGAUGACUCCUGCCACAGUGACUGAGGGACAGAGAGUGACACUGGCCUGUAGGACCGUCUGUACUCUGACUGAUAACCCCAACCCCUCCUACAUCUGGUACAAGUUAGGCCAGCGUCUCACCAACCAAAAUAACAGCCUGAUCCUCAACCCAGUCAGCAGUGAGGAUGCAGGCAGAUACUCCUGUUCUGUAGAAGGACAUGAGGAUCUCCCCUCUGAUGAAGAGACUCUCACUGUCAGAUAUGGCCCAAAGAACACACUGGCAUCAAUCCAUCUCUCUGAUGAAAUAGUGGAGGGCAGUUCAGUGACUCUGACCUGCAGCAGUGAUGCCAACCCACCUGUGGACAAAUACACCUGGUACAAGAAGAUUGGAGCCCACUAUCAGUCUUUCACCCAUGGGAACACAGAACUACAGCAUGUCUUCAGUCACAUCCAGUCAUCUGACAGUGGAGAGUACUACUGUGAGUCCCAGAAUGAGUUGGGGACAGACAGGUCUGAGUCUAUCAACAUGGAUGUGAAAUAUGGCCCAAAGAGCACCUCAGUGUCAGUCAGUCCCUCUGGUGACAUAGUGGAGGGCAGUUCAGUGACUCUGACCUGCAGCAGUGAUGCCAACCCACCUGUGCAGAGUUAUGCCUGGUACAAGAAUGGAAGUGUCUAUCAGAGUAUCUUCUAUGGGAACACAGAACCACAGCAGGUUUUCAGCCAAAUCAAGUCAUCUGAUACUAGACAGUACUACUGCUGGGUCUCGAAUGGAAUUAGUACGGAUAGGUCUCCAUCUUUAGACAUCGAUGUUAAAUAUGCCCCCAAAAGCACCUCAGUGUCAGUCAGUCCCUCUGGUGAAAUAGUGGAGGGCAGUUCAGUGACUCUGACCUGCAGCAGUGAUGCCAACCCACCUGUGGACAAAUACACCUGGUACAAGAAGAACGUAUCCUCACCAAAAGCAUCAGGACAGAGUUACAGCAUCACUAACAUCAUCUCUGAGGACAGAGGAGAAUAUUACUGUGAGGCUGAGAAUAAAUAUGGACGACUCAACUCUUCUUCUGUGUUUGUGGACGUUCAGUAUGACCCAAAGAACACCUCAGUGUCAGUCAGUCCCUCUGGUGAAAUAGUGGAGGGCAGUUCAGUGACUCUGACCUGCAACAGUGAUGCCAACCCACCUGUGGAGAGUUACACCUGGUGGUACAGGAAGAAUGGAGGUGACUAUCAGAGUAUGACAGGACCACAGCAAGUCUUCAACCAAAUCCAGUCAUCUGACACUGGAGAGUACUACUGUGAGGCCUGGAAUGGGAUGAAGACGGGGAGGUCUGAGUCAAUCAACAUCGAUGUGAAAUAUGGCCCAAAGAACAUCUCAGUGUCAGUCAGUCCCUCUGGUGAAAUAGUGGAGGGCAGUUCAGUGACUCUGACCUGCAGCAGUGAUGCCAACCCACCUGUGGACAAAUACACCUGGUACAAGAAGAACGUAACCUCACCAAAAGCAUCAGGACAGAGUUACAGCAUCACUAACAUCAUCUCUGAGGACAGAGGAGAAUAUUACUGUGAGGCUGAGAAUAAAUAUGGACGACUCAACUCUUCUUCUGUGUCUGUGGACGUUCAGUAUGGCCCAAAGAACACCUCAGUGUCAGUCAGUCCCUCUGGUGAAAUAGUGGAGGGCAGUUCAGUGACGCUGACCUGCAGCAGUGAUGCCAACCCACCUGUGAAGCGUUAUACCUGGUACAAGACGAAUGGCCAUCAGUCUGUCUCCUACGGGAACACAGGACCACAGCAAGUCUUCAACCAAAUCCAGUCAUCUGACACUGGAGAGUACUACUGUGAGGCCUGGAAUGGGAUGAAGACAGGGAGGUCUGAGUCAAUCAACAUGGAUGUGAAAUAUGGCCCAAGGAACACUUCAGUGUCAGUCAGUCCCUCUGGUGAAAUAGUGGAGGGCAGUUCAGUGACUCUGACCUGCAGCAGUGAUGCCAACCCACCUGUCCAGAGUUACACCUGGUACAAGAAGAAUGGAGGUGACUAUCAGAGUAUGACAGGACCACAGCAUGUCUUCAGUCACAUCCAGUCAUCUGACACUGGGGUGUACUACUGUGAGGCCUGGAAUGGGAUGAAGACAGGGAGGUCUGAGUAUAUCGACAUUGAUGUGAAAUAUGCUCCAAAGAACACCUCAGUGUCAGUCAGUCCCUCUGUUGAAAUAACGGAGGGCAGUCCAGUGACUCUGACCUGCAGCAGUGAUGCCAACCCACCUGUGCAGAUUUACAUCUGGUACAAGACGAAUGGAGCUGAAACCUCCAUGAGACAUUCUGGAUGGAGUUACAGGAUCACUAACAUCAGCCCUGAGGACAGAGGAGAAUACUACUGUCUUGCAGUGAAUGAAGUUGGAUGCAAAAGAUCAAAGCUUGUUCCUCUAAAGGUUUUGUGUAAACCAAAGACCACCUCAGUGUCAGUCAGUCCCUCUGGUGAAAUAGUGGAGGGCAGUUCAGUGACUCUGACCUGCAGCAGUGAUGCCAACCCACCUGUGGACAAAUACACCUGGUACAAGAAGAAUGGAGCUUCACUGAAGGGAUCUGAAAACACCUUCCUCAUCACCAACAUUAACUCUGAGGACAGUGGAGAAUACUACUGUGAGGCUGAGAAUGAAUAUGGAGGUCUCAACUCUUCCACAAUUUCUGUAGAUGUUCAGUAUGGACCAAAGAACACCUCAGUGUCAGUCAGCCCCUCUGGUGAAAUAGUGGAGGGCAGUUCAGUGACUCUGACCUGCAGCAGUGAUGCCAACCCACCUGUGGACAAAUACAGCUGGUACAAGAAGAAUGUAACCUCACCAGUAUUGUCAGGACAGAAUUACAACAUCACUAACAUCAGCUCUGAGGACAGUGGACAUUACUUUUGUGAGGCCAGGAAUAAAAUAGCAUCUGAGAACUCUACAGCUCUGAAGAUCAUUGUAGCAGGGAAACAGACCUCAAUUACGACUGCAGCUGUAGGAAUCAUAGUUGUUGUUCUGGUUCUCGUGCUCUGUCUCUCUGGCUUCAUGUGGUUCAGGAAGAAGGCAUCCAAAUCCACCUUAAUAGAAACCAGAGACACAGCAGACGAGGGACAGGGAAACUCUACUCUCCUUUAUGACAACAUGGCCAUGCAGCAGAGACAGCAGUCACCGUCGAGUCAGGAUGACGUUCACCACACCAGCGUCCACGUCUCUCCCUCCAAAAACCAGGAAGAGCUUUGUGCUCCAUCGUCCAACUGCCUCAACCCCAGAAACAGGACAGAGAUGUCCAGUACACUGCUGUGAAAUUCAACCCCCCCAGUGCUACCACCCGACCCACGGCGGCACAAGCAGCUGAGGAGGACACCUCUGAGAUCUACAGAACAGUCAACAAACCCAGAACCAAGACCACCUGAACACAACAAAACCAAGAACACCUGAACACAACAAACCCCAAACCAAGAAGAACUUAAAACAACAAUCCCAGAACCAAGAAGACCUGAACACAACAAACCCAGAACCAAGAAGACCUGAACACAACAAACCUAAACCAAGAAGACCUGAACACAACAAACCUAAACAAAGAAGACCUGAACACAACAAACUGUUUUUAAGAAAUGUUUGCAAAAAACGAAACAACUGAAAUAUACAUUUACAUAAGUAUUCAGACCUUGGUUGAUGCGCCAUUGGCAGCGAUUACAGCCUCCAGUGUUCUUGGGUAUGAUGCUACAAGGUUAUACAUUUUUUACAGCAAGUACAUUUUGUUUCAUAUGUCAGUUACGCAAAUACAUUCAAUUCAUUUAUAUACACUUAAUAUAAGUUUGCUAGAUUUUUUAAAAUAUAUUUGUUUCAUUGUUUUUAUCACAAAGUUAUAGCACAAUUUUGACUCAAAUUUAAGGAAAUAGUUCUUCUUGAUUCAACGUUUCUUAUUACUUUUAUCAUGUUUGUUUUUUUACUAAUGUGUGAAGUGUAAACAAUCUAUCAUAAACUUCAUUGUCAUUGUUGUUACCUUGUUAUGACAGUAUUUUCAGUGGAGAGAAAAUUAAAAGCUUUUAAAAUCACAAUCUUGUACUGUACAUACAGUAACUACAAAUAAUACAUUUACAUUAGUUUGUAGAGCAAUAGUGGUUCAUUCACCUUCAUAAUCAUUAUUUCCAUACGAAAUGUACACACACUUUCAGAAGAAGCAAAGUCCAGCUCCUAGACACACAACCAGUUCCAUAAAAUAUUAUUUAUUGUCAUUUUUAAAAUGCAGACACAAUGUGACUCAAUAAACCGAGACAGACAGACUGACUGGUAUGCAUGGCAGGUCUAAAAAAAAAUCAUUUGGCCAAAUACUCAGUCAGCUGAAGACACUUCUUUCACACAAAAUGGCCGUUCAGACAUUUGGUAUCGCUGAACAAUGUCUGCUUUAUGUAGCAAACAAGCUGGCUGAGAUAGCUCGUUCACUAAAUUCAUAAGCCACUCCCACGUCAACUCUUAACACAGUAUUUUUACAUGGGAUGGUUUACUAUUUAUUUUUAAAUGUUAUUUUAUCUUCAAUUUUGUGUAAAUUCAUUGGUAUCUUUAUCUACUGCCAUCUUCUGUUUGAAUCAUGUUUGGGGCAACAGGUAGCCUAGUGGUGAGAGUGUUGGGCCAGUAACAGAAAGGUUGCUGGAUCAAAUCCCCAAGCUGACAAGGUAAAAAUCUGUCAUUCUGCCCCUGAACAAGGCAGUUAACCUAUUAGGCUGUCAUUGUAAAUAAGAACUUGUUCUUAACUGACUUGCAUAGUUAAAUAAAGGUUAAAUUAAAAUCCUA